Messenger RNA from Brenthis ino (lesser marbled fritillary), 585 nucleotides. Lineage: Eukaryota; Metazoa; Arthropoda; Insecta; Lepidoptera; Nymphalidae. The record is from the annotation of a GenBank genome assembly.
AUGAGCAAAAUAUACAACUGUGCGUGCUUCGGCAGCGGCAUGGACCCGAUGUCGCGCGCGGGCGUGGCGCGCGCGGUGCGGCGGUGCGGCGCGCGCACGGGCGCGGGCGUGCUGCUGGCCACGCACGCGCUGGAGGACGCGCGCCGCGCCGCCGCGCGCGUGGCGCUGCUGCGCGCCGGCCGCCUCGUCGCCGUCGCGCCGCUCGACGACUGCCUGCGCCGGUUCGGCGGCGGCUACGUGGUGGCGUGCCGCACGGCGCGCGGGCGCGCGAGCGCCGCGUGGGCGCGCGUGGCGCGCGCCGCGCCGGCCGCCGCGCUGCGCGUGCUGCACCAUGCCGCGCUGCACUUCCUGCUGCCCGCGCACGCCACCGUUGACGGCAAAGAAAUAGAAACAAAUCUGAGCGACGUCUUCCGUCUCCUCGCAGAGCUGCAGAUGAGCUGCGACAUCGAAGACUACACCGUCAACCAGAGCUCGCUCGAACAGAUGUUCCUAAACUUCACCGAGAGGACCAGCAUCCUGGAGAGCGCGGAGGAGCCCCCGCCGCCCGCGCGCGGCUGUGAGGAGCUGGACAGCGUCACCUCGCUG